This is a messenger RNA of Vigna unguiculata (cowpea), 1726 nucleotides long. Its product is annotated as protein JASON-like. The record is from RefSeq and is a predicted model, not a curated record. Gene Ontology annotation, biological process: male meiosis II. Lineage: Eukaryota; Viridiplantae; Streptophyta; Magnoliopsida; Fabales; Fabaceae.
CACUCUCUCACUUUUUAUUUUUAAGAAAUAAAAUAAAAAUAAUAAUAAAUAAUAAAAAUAAAAAUGUAACGUUCCCUUACCUGCUCCGAGUCCUCUUCAAUGACACGCUCUGAGUAGUGUUGCUGCUGUUGUUGUUUAGGUUCGACACCGAGGUUCGUUUUCUGAUCCUUCUCCCGAACCUCCGCUAUGGGGUGCUUCUUCGCUUGCUUCAGAGCUCGCGACUCGGCCGCCGCCACAACCACCACAGUGCCUUCUUCUCUUUCCGGCAAACACAAACCCGACGAUGUUGCGGUCUCUCGAAAUCAGUUGUCCACUUUGUUUCUCUGUGAAGAGAGAGAAGACUCUGUUGUGCGUGAUGAUGUGAGGGAUUUUGAAGUGCGAUCUCAGAAAGGUGACAAUGAGGCCAAGUUUCUCAAAGCUGGGGCUAGGAUCCCUUUUGAGAAAGUCCACCAUGAGAGUCGACCUUUCAAUCCCUCAACUCCUGUAAAAUGUUGUGAGGAAGGGGAGAAGAGAACUAGUUAUUUUGAGCAAACGCCAAGCAGCUGUAUCUCCAAUGCUCAAAGCAGUCAAUGUACCUCCCUUGAUUCUACGGGAGGAAUUAGAACAGGGAGUCUUCACAGUUUGGAUAAGAAUGAAAAUACAGCUUCUGUUUCACCUUGGCCAUCAACCACAUACACCAAGAGAAACAAGUCUGUACGUUUUGAAUGUGGUGCUGAUUUAUCGUCCUGUGACUUGUCAGAUUCCACCAACAAUGAGAGUGCCUAUAAACCAUCACUUUAUCCCACCCCAAUGAAGCUAUCUGACGAAAUGCAAACUCCUGGAACUGUCUACCCUACAACAAAAGAAGACUUGCCAAAUGUUAGGCCUAGGCUUAAGUCCCAGUUUGUGUAUCCAAUUAACAACCCUGAGGAUGAAGUCUCUCAGAAGAUACUUGAGGAAGAUGGUCAUACCCAAGAUUCAGUUGAACGUUCUGAUAUUACAACUUCAACACCUGAUAAAGGGUUGAAGAAAAUUUCUUGUGAAGAUGAAUGUAAAGUGGAAAGCUUAUCUUCUUGGUUGAAGCCUGCGGCUGUCAUUCUGGAAGAGAGAAACAGGAGAAUGCAGAUUGCUUAUAAUCAUGUCCGGAAAACACCUGUCGACAGGCCUAUCAUUGGGAUGGUUGCAGCUCACUGGAACGAGAAUGAGGAUUCUCAAGCUCCUCCUCCUAAGUGGUGGGAUGGUAACGGCAUACCAAAUUCAACCAAUAAGUAUAAAGAAGAUCAGAAAGUGAAUUGGCAUGCAACGCCAUUUGAAGAGAGGUUGGAAAAGGCAUUAUCUGAGGAGAGUGUCAUCACUCAAAGGAAGGAUGCAUGUGGAAAAUCAAUGCCUUUUGACGAGAACGAAGAAAGUGAUACUGCACUAUCUCAGCUGCAAUCUUCAACUCAUCCACAGUCCGUGGUGUCAUUCUGAUGUAUUUGUCUGGUUUAAAGAGAUAUUGUGGCAAUUGUGGAAAAACAAAGUCUGAAUCCACCUCGUUCAACAUGGUGAUUGGUUGGAACAAACAGUGGAUUAUUCAAAUUUUGUGCUAAUUAGAACUAUCAAGCUGUGCCUUACACAACUUGUAUUGUAUAUAAGUAAUGGGAAUCAUUGCGUAAAAUAAUGGCUAUUGGGAGUCUAGUAAUGAACUUUUUUGGGUUAAAUGUUUAAGUAGUUCAGCGUUGAGAUUUACAUGAACUAAAUUUUUGGA